This is a messenger RNA of Platichthys flesus (European flounder), 4562 nucleotides long. RefSeq names its product kinesin heavy chain-like. The transcript has 26 exons. Lineage: Eukaryota; Metazoa; Chordata; Actinopteri; Pleuronectiformes; Pleuronectidae. The record is from RefSeq and is a predicted model, not a curated record. The coding region runs from base 169 to 3081 and encodes 970 amino acids. Gene Ontology annotation, biological process: microtubule-based movement. Gene Ontology annotation, molecular function: ATP binding; microtubule binding; microtubule motor activity.
GUCAAUUUCGGGUGAUUUUCCCCUGGUUUGUGUUGACCGGACCAAGACCAGACCCAGACACAGGACCAGAAUCAGGACCAGGACCAGAAUCAGGAUCAGGAUCAGGAUCAGGAUCAGGAUCAGAUUCAGGAUCAGGACCAGGACAAGGACCAGGGUGUGUUGACGGUGAUGGCGGAUGCGGGGCAGUGCGGGCUGUGCGGGGUGAAGGUGAUGUGUCGCUUCAGGCCGCUGAACCAAGCGGAGCGAAGCCGCGGAGACAAAUUCAUCCCCAAAUUCAACGGCGAUGAGACGGUGGUUGUGUCGGGGAAACCGUACGUGUUCGACCGAGUCUUCGCUCCGAACACGGAACAAGUCCAGGUGUACGACACGUGUGCCAAGCAGAUCGUCCGAGAUGUGUUGGGCGGAUACAAUGGGACGAUCUUUGCGUACGGUCAGACGGCGUCAGGAAAGACUCACACUAUGGAGGGGAACCUUCACGACCCUCCUCUGAUGGGAAUCAUUCCACGGAUCUCUCGAGACAUUUUUGAUCACAUCUACUCGAUGGACGAGAACCUGGAGUUUCACAUCAAGGUAUCUUAUUUUGAAAUCUACCUGGAUAAAAUCCGAGACCUGUUGGAUGUGUCAAAGACAAACUUGUCCGUUCACGAGGACAAGAACAGGGUCCCCUUCGUAAAGGGUUGUACAGAACGUUUUGUCUCUAGUCCUGAUGAAGUGAUGGACGUUAUCGACGAGGGAAAAGCAAACAGACACGUCGCAGUGACCAACAUGAACGAGCACAGCUCUCGAAGUCACAGUAUUUUUCAGAUCAAUAUAAAGCAGGAGAAUGUGGAGACGGAGACGAAACUGUCGGGAAAACUUUACCUGGUCGACCUGGCAGGCAGUGAGAAGGUGAGUAAGACAGGGGCAGAGGGCGCCGUGUUGGACGAAGCAAAAAACAUCAACAAGUCUCUGUCGGCUCUCGGGAACGUCAUCUCUGCUUUGAGUGAAGGGACGAAAACUCACGUCCCGUACAGAGACAGUAAGAUGACUCGAAUUCUUCAGGACUCUUUGGGAGGAAACUGUCGAACGACCAUCAUCAUCUGCUGCUCACCGUCCGUUUACAACGAGACCGAGACCAAGUCCACGCUCAUGUUUGGACAGAGAGCUAAAACCAUAAAGAACACUGUGUCUGUGAACCUGGAGCUGACAGCAGAGGAGUGGAAGAAAAAGUACGAGAAGGAGAAAGAGAAGAACAGGAGUCUGAACAUUGUCAUUCAGAAACUGGAGAAUGAGCUGAAACGAUGGAGAAAAGGUGAGUGUGUCCCUGUGGACGAGCAGCUGAGCAACAGGAAGAGGAAGAGCAGCACUGACACCACACAGGUGAUGGACAGCACGGCCAUGCCCAGCGACCCUCUGUCUGAAGAGGAGAAGAUUCAAUAUGAGGCGCUCAUCACUGACCUUUACAAGCAGCUGGACGACAAAGAUGAUGAGAUCAAUCAACAGAGUCAGUUGUCAGAGAAACUUAAACAGCAGCUGAUCGAUCAGGAUGAGCUGUUGGCGUUGAGCCGUCAGGACUAUGAGCGUGUGCAGGGGGAGCUGUCGCGGCUGCAGAGAGACAAUGAUUCAGCCAAAGAGGAAGUGAAGGAGGUGCUUCAGGCUUUAGAGGAGCUCGCCGUCAACUACGACCACAAGAGUCAGGAGGUGGAGGACAAGAACCGCCUAAACAAACAGCUGAAUGAGGAGCUUGCACACAAAACUGUGACUCUUGAGACGGUUCAGAAGGAGUUCUCAUCUCUGCAUGAUCUCAGCUCGCAUCACAAGAAGAGAUCUGCUGAGAUCCUCAAUCUGCUGCUCAGAGACCUGGGAGACAUCGGCAGCAUCCUUGGAACAAGCGACCUCAAAGCUAUGACGGACACAAGUGGAGGAAUGGAGGACGAGUUCACUACUGCUCGUCUCUACAUCAGUAAGAUGAAGUCUGAGGUGAAGUCUCUAGUGACCCACAGCAAACAGCUGGAGCUCGACCUGAAGGAAAACACCUGCAGGAGGUUGGCGAGUGAAACGGAGCUCAGCCGCCUCCAGCUGCUCGUCUCACAGCUGCAGGCGAAGGCGUCGUCUCUGACUGACGAUCUUCAUAAGGUGGAGCAGAAGAAGCGGCAGCUGGAAGAAAGUCAGGAUGCUCUGAUGGAGGAGUUUGCCAAGCUCCAGGCUCAAGAUAAAAUGCACGAGGUAACAGUGAUGGACAAAGAGAGCAGACUGAAGGACGCUGUUGAGAUGAAGACAACUUUAGAAGAACAGAUGGAGAACCACAGAGAAGUUCAUCAAAAACAACAGAGUCGACUCCGAGACGAGAUUGAACAGAAACACCGAGACGCUGAGCAAGUCAAAGAUGUGAAUCAGGCUCUGCAGCUGGAGAUGAGGAAGCUUCAAUCAGACUUUGACAAACUGAAAACCGAGGAUGAGAAAAAAGACCAAAAACUUCAAAAACUUCUGCUCUUGAAUGAGAAAAGAGAACAAGUCAAAGACGAUCUGAAGGGUCUAGAGGAAACAGUGGCCAAAGAGCUGCAGACACUGAAUCACCUUCGUAAACUGUUCAUCCAGGAUGUCGGCAGCCGAGUCGGGAAUAGUUUAGAGAACGAUAGCGAUGACGCUGGUGGCAGUUUGGCUCAGAGACAGAGGAUCGUCUUCUUAGAAAAUAACCUGGAGCAGCUCAGUAAAGUUCACAAACAGCUGGUGCGGGACAACGCAGACCUUCGCUGUGAGCUGCCCAAGCAGGAAAAACGCCUGCGGGCCACAGCAGAGCGAGUGAAAUCUUUAGAAUCUUCCCUGAAGGACGCCAAGCAGUCAGCUGUGAGAGACCGGAAACGAUACCAACAGGAAGUGGACCGCAUCAAAGAAGCUGUCUGCUCUAAGAAUGUCUCCAGAAGAGGGCACUCUGCUCAGAUAGCUAAGCCAAUCAGAGCCGGACAUCAGCAGCCGUCGUCCUCUGCAUCCACCAGACUGACCAUCAGAGGAGGUGGGGUGCCAUCGAAUCGACGCCAUCUCUCCCCCCGACAACAACACAACCACAGCUACAACGCAACAAGUGCAACAGCAACCCCAUAAGAGCCACGGCAGGUUAGAUACAGGAAGUAGAAAACGACAGGAUCACUUUUCUUCGGAUUUUCUUUAUUCUGACCACUUUGCCUUUAGUGGAACCUGGUUACCACCUUAACGACCAUUCCACCUUAACUGCCAACAAGUGCUUUUCUCACCCUAUUUCUAUUUAUUUGAGUUAAAUCAUUAUUAAAUGUGUUAAAUUAUGAUUAUAAUAAGUUAAGUUAUUAUUUAAUGAGUUAAAUUAGUUAAGUGAUGAUAUCACGAGUUACAUGAUGAUGUUGUUAUUAUUUAAAUGAGGUAAAGGGAGUUAAAUUGCUUUUUCAUGAUUAUGAUUUAAAUAGGUUAAUUGAUUAUUUUGAUUAGUUGAAAAAAUGUUGUAAUGAUAUAAAUGAUGAUUUGAAUGAGUUACGUGGCAUCUACUGCACUUCUGUCCGUCCUGGGAGAGGGACCCUCACAUGUGGCUCUCUGAGGUUUCUACGUUCUUUUACACUGUUAAAAGUUUUUAUUUGUAUUUUCGCUCUUGUUGAGGCUUUAGAACAGAGGAUGACACACCUUGUUAAAGCCCUAUGAGUCAAGCUGUGAUUUGUGAAUAUGGGCUCUACAAAUAAAAGUGGAUUGAUUGAUAAGUAAUGAUAUUAUUAAUGUUCUUGAGUUUUUCUAUUUGUGGUUAAGAAGACACGUGUGAACUCAGAUUGAUGUUAGUAUUGUUAAUAUGUUAAUAUUGAUGUGUUAAGAUGAAGAAAACCAAACUUAAAAAAUCAAUGAAAAAUAAUAAUGAAAAUGAAAAUGCAGGGAGAUACAAUAAUGAGACAUUGAAUCUCAUUUAGUUUAGUUUCAAAUUAUUCAUAUUCAACUUUAAACUUAGUUUUGUCUCUUUGGACGUUUUUUGUUAUUUUCUCUUGGAAUGAUGGAGACAGUAAUGUCAGUCUGACGUGAACAACCUAAGAUGUAACACAAAUUAAAAUUGUUAAGUUAAACAGUUUCAAUUUGAUUUUUUCAAGUGGUAGAAAAAUGUAAUUUCUGUUGUGACAAAUAAAAAGAAUGAAACAGUUUUCAUACAUUUAAUCUAUACAUCCUGCUUUUUGGGACAGUAUCGAUCAGCUCAGUGUUUUUGUGUAAUAUUUGUCCAGUGUAAAACAGUGUGAACCUGCUGCUGUGUGUGUUGUUGGAUGUUUCAUGAGAAUCAGUAUUUGGAGUUGUGUAUCUGUGUGUGUUAUUAAUAUAUAGUACAGUUGUAGUUCAUCAAAUUUGUUGCCUGAAUCCUAAAAUUAUGUUUGUGUAUUUGAACAUACUAAUGAGAUGAUGUAACACAGCUCACGUCAAAUCAAUCAAAAAACACUUAUACUGACCGACUUAAUGUAUCAUCAGUAUUAUUCAGCACAAUUUAACUCUAAUGGUUCCUCCAGGGUUUUUUAAGAAUAUUCAUGGGGAUGAAUAUUGAUGAUGAAAACUUUAAUAUAAUCAUUGUGUAAUAAACUUGUUUUGUC